Bradysia coprophila is the source of this 3029-nucleotide messenger RNA. It is a transcript of the gene Vha100-1, whose product is annotated as V-type ATPase subunit a family protein Vha100-1. NCBI's taxonomy places the organism in Eukaryota, Metazoa, Arthropoda, Insecta, Diptera, Sciaridae. Gene Ontology annotation, cellular component: vacuolar proton-transporting V-type ATPase, V0 domain; vacuolar proton-transporting V-type ATPase complex; plasma membrane. The record is from RefSeq and is a predicted model, not a curated record. Gene Ontology annotation, molecular function: ATPase binding; proton-transporting ATPase activity, rotational mechanism. Gene Ontology annotation, biological process: vacuolar acidification; proton transmembrane transport.
AUAUAUGUGAACGCCUUGCGCUGUACUCCUAUUUUCUUAAGUACUUAUCAUUCUCGAAUAAACAGCGAAAUUUGCGUUAACCAGUAAGGUCUGUUCUUCCAUUCAGUCUGUUCGGUGUCUUCGAUUCGUACAGACCCUGGGAAUAGCUAAACAGCGACCGAGAACAUGGGUUCUUUAUUUCGAAGUGAGCAGAUGACCUUGUGUCAGCUCUUUCUGCAGAGUGAAGCAGCCUAUGCAUGUGUAUCGGAACUGGGCGAAUUGGGACUGGUCCAAUUUCGUGAUCUAAAUCCCGACGUGAAUGCUUUUCAACGGAAAUUCGUCAAUGAAGUACGACGUUGCGAUGAAAUGGAGCGAAAACUGCGCUACUUGGAAAAGGAAAUAAAGAAAGACGGCAUUCCGAUGUUGGACACGGGUGAUAGUCCCGAAGCGCCCCAGCCGAGAGAAAUGAUCGACCUUGAGGCAACAUUCGAGAAAUUGGAAAAUGAAUUGCGUGAAGUGAAUCAGAAUGCCGAGGCAUUGAAACGGAAUUUCUUGGAAUUGACGGAAUUGAAACAUAUUCUGCGAAAGACGCAGGUCUUUUUCGAUGAGCAAGAAGGUGGACUUGGUGCUACUGAGUCAAUGACCAGAGCUUUAAUAUCCGAUGAAUCGAUAAGGGCUGGAAAUGCUAUGGGACCGGUUCAGCUUGGUUUUCUGGAAAAAACACAAGAACCUGAAGACUAUCUGCCAUGCUUCGUUGCUGGUGUUAUUUUGCGAGAACGUUUACCAGCAUUUGAACGAAUGCUGUGGCGUGCAUGCCGUGGUAACGUAUUCCUUCGUCAAGCUCAGAUCGAAUCACCGUUGGAAGAUCCAUCAAACGGAGACAAGGUAUUCAAGUCGGUGUUCAUCAUCUUCUUCCAAGGUGAUCAAUUGAAGACUCGUGUGAAGAAAAUAUGCGAGGGAUUCCGUGCAACUUUGUAUCCAUGCCCAGAGGCACCAUCCGAUCGACGUGAAAUGGCCAUGGGUGUGAUGACCCGUAUCGAGGAUUUGAAUACUGUGCUCGGACAAACGCAAGACCAUCGUCAUCGUGUUUUAGUUGCAGCGGCUAAAAAUCUGAAAAAUUGGUUCGUCAAGGUGCGCAAGAUCAAAGCUAUUUAUCACACUUUGAAUUUGUUCAAUUUGGAUGUUACGCAAAAAUGUUUGAUCGCCGAGUGCUGGGUGCCAGUAUUAGAUAUUGAAACAAUUCAAUUGGCGUUGCGACGAGGAACGGAACGGUCUGGUUCAUCCGUACCGCCGAUAUUGAAUCGAAUGCAAACGUUCGAAAAUCCACCAACUUAUAACCGAACCAACAAGUUUACCAAAGCGUUUCAAGUGUUGAUCGAUUCGUAUGGCAUAGCCAGCUAUCGUGAAAUGAAUCCAGCUCCAUACACAAUUAUCACGUUCCCAUUCUUGUUCUCUGUUAUGUUCGGUGACUUGGGACACGGUGCCAUUAUGUUUGCGUUCGGCUUGUGGAUGAUACUGAAGGAGAAACCAUUGGCUGCCAAGAAGUCGGAUAACGAAAUUUGGAACAUUUUCUUCGGUGGUCGUUACAUCAUUUUCUUGAUGGGAGCAUUUUCCAUGUACACCGGCUUCAUAUACAAUGACAUCUUCUCGAAAUCUCUGAAUAUUUUCGGCUCCAGAUGGAAGAUAAAUUACAAUGCGUCGACCGUUGCCGAAAAUCAUGUGUUGCAAUUGGAUCCGGGCGGUGCUGAUUUCCUACAGUCACCCUAUCCAUUUGGCAUGGAUCCCGUUUGGCAGGUUGCGCCACUGAACAAAAUCAUUUUCCAGAAUGCGUACAAAAUGAAAAUUUCCAUAAUUUUCGGUGUCAUUCACAUGAUCUUUGGCGUUAUGAUGAGUCUGAUGAACUAUCGCUACUUCAACGACAAGAUUUCCGUUCUGACGCAAUUCAUUCCACAAAUUAUUUUCCUUGUCUUCCUGUUCUUUUACAUGACAUUGUUGAUGUUCAUCAAAUGGGUUCGGUAUUCAGCGGCAAACGAAGGUCGAUUCUCGGAAUCUUGUGCACCUUCCAUUCUAAUCACAUUUAUCAACAUGGUGCUGUUCAAAGCUCCGGAUGAAAUAGAAGGUGCUGUAUGCAGUCCAUGGAUGUUCGCUGGACAGUCAUUCAUACAAAAAGUAUUGGUCCUGCUAGCAUUAGCAUGUGUACCAUGGAUGCUUCUUGCCAAACCUAUUCACAUCAUGAAGAGCCGUAAGGCAGCAUUGCAUCAACCAAUUAUGCCAGUAGAGAAUGGUGAUGCCGAAGGUGGAUUGAACCAAGAGAAUCUAGCACAAGCUGAACAUGGUGGACACGGCGAGCAUGGUGAGGAAGAAGAAAUGUCUGAGAUUUUCAUUCAUCAAGGUAUUCACACCAUUGAAUACGUGCUGGGCUCUGUGUCGCAUACUGCAUCUUAUCUGCGUUUGUGGGCUCUUUCCUUGGCUCAUGCCCAACUGGCUGAGGUACUAUGGAACAUGGUUCUACAGAAUGCAUUGAAACAAUCCGGCUGGAUGGGUGGUGUCGCCUUGUGGGUUAUUUUCGCCUUCUGGGGUGUACUUACCGUUGGCAUUUUGGUAUUGAUGGAAGGAUUGUCCGCAUUUUUGCACACACUUCGUUUGCAUUGGGUUGAGUUCCAGAGUAAAUUCUAUUCGGGUCUCGGCUAUGCCUUUACACCGUUUUCGUUUGACAUUAUCUUGGAGCAAGGUUCGUCCGGACCGGUUGAUGGCGGCGACUAAAUCGACCGUGUUAGAAGCAUUUUCAAUGGCAUGAACCAUGAUAUUACGAUUUUAAGACAAUUUACUUGGUUUACUAUAUCUACGUACAACUACCACCACCAACAAAAUUCUUACAUAAAAAUUAAUCAAAAAAAAAGUAAUUUCCUGUUUGUAGUUUAAUUAAAUUGUUGUUGUUGUAGCUUCACAAACGAACGCAAUUGACAUUGAUUGUAUUUACUCAGCGUAUUUAAUGUUUCAAGUGUAGAAAAAAUUGUAGUUUUAAAUAAAUCUAUUUAUCUCCUGGCACA